CAUAUGGGCCUAUAAAUAGCGUAAACCAACGACCUUUUCGGUUUCUAAAGCAGCGAAAUGCGCGUGGUUUCUUUGACCCUGAAACGGCAGGAAGUUAACACGAAAUUAUUUUUUCCAGUUUCUUCAUCGGAAAUUAGCCAGAGAAAAGACAGAUUAUUCAAACGACAACCUGUCUCGAAUUUAUUGUGGUAUUUUGCCAGCGACAUUGGUCAACAAUACCAUUUCAUUUGGUCCACGUUACAUUACUCAGAUUACUAUUUAUGGCUAAGCAACAUAGUCAGUUCUUCUCCUUGGAUCUUCAAACAUACUUUUGACCCUAAUUAAUUGUACUUUAAAGAUUUGUUUGCUUUCUUACACGUUCAAAGUAUUGAAUUGCACUAUGUAUCAAGCACAAGAAACAUAGUGAAUUGAACUUUACCAUUUAUUAAUAGAUUUGUUUUGUUUUCAAGCCCAAUUAUUAUAGAUUUUGUACUAAAAUUCGAAGAAGAGGAGAGGUCAUAUGAUAGCAUUAAAAGAGUUUCCACACUAUUCAAAAAAUUCCCCUCCAAAGUCCCAAAAACGCAUGGAAGUCGAAAGAACACUCUGUUUCUCUCGUGAUUCUCAUUAAUACAUUCCUCUCUCUCUCACUCUCUUUUUCUUCAAUCCCGAUGGACGACGGUGGAAGAGCGAGAGCAGGUUGCAUCAGGAUCAGGUAUCUUUCUCCACGGAGAGUCAUGGCUCGGUUGUUUCCCUCACCGGUCAAGGUCAAAGGGAAGAAGAAGGCUAUGUCCGAAGAACGUGUAAGAGACUGUGACUGCGCGAGGAUCAUAAAUGAUCAUAAUGGAGUUCCCCAACUUUCAGAAUCGCCGCCAGGGACAAUCUAUUCCGAACUGCGAAGAAGGGAGCUUUUGUUCAGCAUUGGGAUGAGUUGUUACUUGUUGCAUCUGAUUGCUACUGGAAGAGAAGAGAUUCACAAGAUAGUCGAGCUACGUAACGAUAUAGAGAAGCUUCUUGAGUGCAAGAACGAUGAAAUGAGGCGUAAACAGCAAGAGUUUGUUGAGUUAAGGAACGAAAUAGACAAGUUAUUACAAAAUCACAAUGAUGAUUUGAGGCGAAAACAACAACAACGGUUUGCCUCUGGGAAGCCAGAGCAGUGUGGAACCACAAGUGACGUUGUGGAAACUUCUAGUGAUAGCUAUUACUCUCCACAGUUAAUGGAGACAUCUUUGUCUGUUGGAGGAGGUGAAGGUUGUUUUAAACGCUAUGCGUUUAAGGGAAAGGGAGAAGAUAUUGGAGGAGACAUGGAUCAGCUUGAAGCAGAACUUGAAGCUGAGUUUGAGCUUCUUCAGAUUGGUCACAACCAAGAGAAGAGUGAAGAAGAUUCAAGAGGAAUAAAGCCAUUGGAGGAACAACAACAAGGAGUGUGUCCUUAUGAGCUAGAGAGAAAGCUACAUGAGCUAAUGGAGACAAGACAAGAAGCGAAGAUAAAGGAAUUGAAGACUGCAUUGGAAGAUGCUAAGAAAAGGCUACAUGUGAAGGAGGUUGAAGCUUCUUGGUGGAAAGACACUGCUUGCAUUGUCUCUGAACAUGUUCCUCAACCUUCUAGAAUCAACCACAGCUCUCAAACUCGUCAGUACCCUCUCUCUAGGUAAUAAAAUUGUUUUUUUCAAGUUUUAUUACACAACAAGAAUGUCUGUAUUUUUUGUGGAUAAACAACAUGUUAUUAUUUAAUGGAUCCUUUAUUUUUUCAA
Messenger RNA from Brassica rapa (field mustard), 1730 nucleotides. RefSeq names its product protein POLAR-like 1. Lineage: Eukaryota; Viridiplantae; Streptophyta; Magnoliopsida; Brassicales; Brassicaceae. Gene Ontology annotation, biological process: asymmetric cell division. The record is from RefSeq and is a predicted model, not a curated record.